Messenger RNA from Pogona vitticeps (central bearded dragon), 8592 nucleotides. RefSeq names its product tenascin R (gene TNR). The record is from RefSeq and is a predicted model, not a curated record. Gene Ontology annotation, biological process: neuron projection development; regulation of cell adhesion. Lineage: Eukaryota; Metazoa; Chordata; Lepidosauria; Squamata; Agamidae. Gene Ontology annotation, molecular function: protein binding.
UUUGUAUACUUCCACGUUAUGUUUAAAAAAUUUUCUCCUACUUUUUUAAAUUGCAAAGUCUUUAAUCAGAUCCUCAAAACUAAUCUUGUGUAACACAUGUGCUUCUAUACUUAAUAGAGAUAAGACAUCCAGUCUGCCUUGUUGCAUAGUUGUUCUGAUGGGAUUUUUAAUAUACUUCAACUAAGAAAAUGAACACUCAGCUGAGCAAUUUGUGACCAUUAAUGUUACAAAUAUACGAAAGCCAAUGUUUACAUUUGGAAAGGCACACUCAGUAUUGUCUUCUACAAUUAUUUUAUAAACUUCAACAGAACUGAAUCUUGUUUUUACAUUUUUUGUUGCAGUGAUCUUAUGGCACACAUAUGAAUGAAACUGCUGAACCUCAGAUGAGCAAUUACUGCUGAAGUCCUCUAGGUGGCUCAGGAGUGUUGACUAGAUAAAGAGGCUGUUUGCUUUGUGGAACUGAAUCAAGAAGCGUGCCACAGAAGUGAACAUCAAACAAUCUGCUUCAGCAGGUACUCCCAGAACUCUGCUUUCUAAGGCAGGCACAGAAGUUUCUUGUCCUCAAGAACAUGGGGGCCAAUGGUGACAAUGGAGUUCUAAGGAAUAUUCUGGUUGGUCUCCACUUAAUGCUGCUGGGAUCUGUCUUUAGACCUUUUGAAUGCAACCUGGAGGUGAUGACAGAGAGAGUCAAAAGGCAGGUGGCUGAGGAGGAAGCCAACUUUGCCAACUACACGUCACCUAUGAAAGAGCAACCCAUGGUCUUCAGCCAUAUAUAUAACAUUAAUGUGCCUCUGGACAGUCUUUGCUCAACUUCCCUAGAGGCAUCAUCUGACCCAGAGGCAAGUUCAGAAGAUGAUCGGAUGACGGAAUACACAGAGCAGACCUCAGACAGUGAGAGCCAGGUCACCUUCACACACAGAAUAAACCUCCCCAAACAGACUUGCAAGUGUGUCGCCUCUUCCCGGGACAUACAGGAGCUGCUGAGCAGAAUUGAGAUGCUGGAGAGGGAGGUGUCUAUACUCCGGGUCCAAUGCAGCUCCAGCUGCUGUCAAGACAGUGCUGCUACAGGACAGCUGGAUUAUCUCCCCCACUGCAGUGGCCAUGGGAACUUCAGCCUGGAAUCCUGUGGCUGUAUCUGUAAUGAAGGCUGGGCUGGAAAGAACUGCUCAGAGCCCCUCUGCCCUAUGAGCUGCUCAAGCCGGGGUGUGUGCAUCGAUGGCCAGUGCAUCUGUGACAGUGACUAUAGUGGAGAAGAUUGCUCAGAGGCCCGCUGUCCAACUGACUGCAGCUUCCGAGGACUCUGCGUGGAUGGAGAGUGCAUAUGUGAAGAGGGCUUUGCUGGAGAGGACUGCAGCGAAAUCAGAUGCCCUGAGGACUGCUCUGGGAAAGGGACAUGUGCCAACGGGACUUGCAUCUGCCAGGAGGGCUAUGUGGGGGAAGACUGUGGGCAGCUGAGAUGCCUCAAUGCCUGCAGUGGGCGUGGAUUCUGUCAAGAGGGUCUCUGUUCUUGCGAGGAAGGCUACCAGGGGCCGGACUGCUCAGAAGUUGCUUCACCCAGCAGUCUGCGAGUGACCGCCAUCAGUGACAGGUCAAUUGACCUCGAAUGGGAGGGGCCAAUGGCUGUGACUGAAUAUGUGAUUUCCUACCAGCCAGCAGUGCCUGGAGGCCUGCAGCUCCAGCAACGAGUUCCUGGGGACUGGAGCAGUGUCAGUAUCAAGGAGCUGGAGCCAGGCCUGCCAUACAACCUCAGCGUCUUUGCAGUCAUCAGUGAUGUGAUCAGUGUCCCUGUCAGUGUCAAGGUGGCCACCCAACUCUCCACUCCACAAGAGCUGCACUUCAAAGCGAUCACAGAGACCACUGUGGAGGUACAAUGGGAACCCUUUCCCUUCUUGUUCGAUGGCUGGGAGAUCAGCUUCAUUCCCAAGGACAAUGAAGGGGGUGUAAUUGCACAGCUCCCUAGCAGCGUGACAACCUUCAACCAGACAGGACUGAAACCAGGUGAGGAGUACACAGUCAAUGUGGUAGCCCUCAAGGAACAAGCCCGGAGUCCACCUGCCUCAGCCAGUGUAUCAACCUUAAUUGAUGGGCCAACCCAGAUACUGGUGCGAGAUAUCUCAGAUACUGUGGCCUUUGUUGAAUGGACUCCACCUCGGGCUAAAGUGGACUAUAUUUUGUUGAAGUAUGGCCUGGAGAAUGGGGAAGGAGGAAAGACCACUUUUCGGCUUCAGCCUCCCUUGAGCCAGUAUUCCAUGCAGGCUCUACGACCUGGCUCAAAAUAUGAGGUCUCCAUUGCUGCUGUCCGUGGGACCAACGAGAGUGAUGCUGCAGUCACCCACUUUGUCACAGAAAUUGAUGCUCCAAAGAACUUGCGUGUACUCUCCCGAACAUUUGACCAACUGGAAUUUGAGUGGGACAACAGUGAGGCAGAAGUAGAGAACUUCAAAGUUGUGUACAGCACUCUGGCUGGUGAGCAGUACCAUGAAGUUCUGGUACCACGUAAGCCAGGGGCCACAACUAAGACUACCCUCACAGAUUUGGUACCAGGAACUGAAUAUGGAGUUGGGAUUUCAGCUGUAAAGGACGGCAAGGAAAGUGUUCCAGCUACUAUGAAUGCAAGGACUGACCUCGACAGUCCUCACGACCUCAUAGUGACAGCUUCCAUGGAGACGUCCAUUUCUGUGUCCUGGACCAAAGCCAAGGGCCCCAUUGACCACUAUCGGGUCACAUUCGUCCCUGCUUCAGGAAUGGCCUCUGAGGUUACUGUUGCCAAGGACAAGUCUGAGCUUACGUUGUCAGACUUGGAGCCUGGGACUGAAUACACGAUCUCUGUUGUUGCUGAGAGAGGCCGUCAGCAGAGCCUUGAGAUCACAGUGGAUGCCUUUACAGGGUUCCGACCAAUCACGCAACUUCAUUUUUCUCAUGUGACUUCCUCCAGUGUGAACAUCACUUGGAGCGAUCCCUCUCCUCCAGCAGAUAAACUGAUACUGAAUUAUACUCCCAAAGACAAGGAGGAAACCAAACAGGUCAUGCUGGACCCUACCAAGAGACACGCCUCCUUGUCUGGCUUGCAGCCAUCCACCGAGUACAUUGUGUCCUUGGUGGCUGCCCAUGGCCCUGUCAGCUCUGAUCCCAUCAUUGGCUCCAUCACAACAGGGAUAGAUCCACCAAGGAACCUAACCAUGGACAAUGUGACUACAGAUUCUGUGACUAUCCAGUGGGCUCCUCCUAUUGCAUCCUUUGACCACUACAGGAUAGCCUGCAAAUCUGCCCAAGGACAAAUUGACAGCAUUGUUGUUGCCAAGAGUAUCACUAAAUACACUCUCAGCCACCUGCAGCCUGCCACUGAGUAUGAGAUCAUCUUGAAGAGUGUACGGGGCAGAGAGGAAAGUGAGCCUCUCUCACACAUCAUGUACACAGCUAUGGAUAAUCCAGAGAGUUUGACUGCCACAAAUAUAACCCCAACAGAAACCCUUUUGAAGUGGGACCCACCCACAGCUGAAGUUGAGAAUUAUGUCAUCGUGCUGACUCAUGACACAGUUGCAGGAGAGACUAUUUUAGUGGAUGGAAUCAAUCAAGAGUAUCAGCUUAUCAAUUUGCUUCCCAGCACCAGUUAUGGAGUCACCAUGUAUGCUACCAAUGGACCCAUCACCAGCAAAAUGAUCUUCACCAACUUUACAACUCUUUUAGAUCCUCCAUCAAAUUUGACAGCAAGCGAAGUGACUCGACGGAGUGCACUUCUUUCUUGGCUGCCUCCCAUGGCUGAGAUUGAAAACUACAUAAUGACCUAUCGGUCACCUGAUGGAAGCCGCAAGGAGCUGAUUGUAGAUGCAGAAGACACUUGGAUCCGCUUAGAAGGGCUGUCAGAAAACACAGAGUACACCGUGCGCCUGCAAGCAGCCCAGGAUACUGUGAGGAGUGCGUUCACCUCCACUGUCUUCACCACAGGAGGCAGAGUGUUUAUGAAUCCUCAAGACUGUGCACAGCAUUUGAUGAAUGGAGACACACUAAGCGGCAUUUACACCAUCUCUCUCAAUGGGGACAUCAGUCAAAGAGUGCAAGUAUACUGUGACAUGACCACGGAUGGUGGUGGAUGGAUUGUGUUCCAGAGACGACAGAAUGGGCUGACAGAUUUCUUUCGGAAGUGGUCAGAGUAUCGUGCUGGCUUUGGAAACUUAGAAGAUGAGUUCUGGCUGGGACUAGAUAACCUGCACAAGAUCACUUCGCAGGGGCGCUAUGAACUGCGGAUAGACAUGAGAGAUGGCCAGGAAACUGCCUACGCCUAUUAUGACAAGUUCUCAAUUGGAGACCCCAGGAGUCUUUACAAGCUCCGAAUCGGGGACUACAAUGGCACCGCAGGGGAUUCACUCACCUACCAUCAGGGACGUCCGUUUUCCACGAAGGAUAGAGACAAUGAUGUUGCUGUUACAAACUGUGCCAUGUCAUACAAAGGAGCCUGGUGGUAUAAGAACUGCCACCGGACUAACCUCAAUGGCAAGUAUGGCGAGUCUCGACAUAGCCAGGGCAUUAACUGGUAUCACUGGAAAGGACAUGAGUUCUCUGUACCUUUUGUGGAAAUGAAGAUGCGGCCCUACAACCAUCGCAAUGCCUUGGGAAGGAAACGGCGGUCCAUGCAGCUGUAAAGUGGCCAGAAUCCCUCUGGACAAGGAUUUCUUUUCUAUUGUUUGCUUGCAUUUUAUAAUAUGAAAAGGAAAGUAUGAGAAUAAUCCAGAGGUAGCAGCCUGCUCUAUACAGAGUGGCUGGGGGAAGCCAUGAUGCCCUGAGAGCUGGCUCACUUUGGUAAGUGAACCACCUUAAUGCUUUGCUGUCAUUCCCGGUGACUUACUGAGUUCCUGUCCAGCCCCAUUUUCAUACAUGAUACAUUAUGUUUGGUUACUUAAUUUUUUUUUCCUGAAGCUGUUAGACAAUGGCUUCAUUGAAGGUUUCCUUCUUAACCCGGUUUCCGUUGUAGGCGCUUCAUUUCAUAUGCCAGCCUGCCCUGCCCUGCCCUGCCAGAGGACUCUAAGGGUACCGCCAGAGCUACUGUUGCUCAUGCUACUGCCAAGCAAUGUUCUCAUGCUGAGCCCUGCCAAUUCAGCCUAUGCCCAUCAGCCAGGAAGGUGAUUACAAGUCUAGGUACUUGUGGAAACUAUUUUUAGGAGCCUCACGAGCCUAUUUGUUUUUAACCCUGGCAUUUGGUCACCUUCAACACGUGUCAAGUGGGACCACUCCAUCCUUCCUGAGCCAAAAAACAUUCACACUUUCUUCCAAAUGGAGACCAUCCCAGGUCACUUUCACAAGAACAGAGCUGAUUACUCAUAUAGAAGUUGUUCAGGGAGUAAAGCCCUCUCUCCUAAUUUACUAUCAACACAUGGUAUUUUACAGGCAUUCCAAAAUACAUUUUUCACAUACCCUUAUUUCUGAUUAGCAAGCACCUUUAUAUGAUUUAAACUUUGCUUCUGAAAGAGGAGCUUAACUGAGAAACAAACAGACUCUUUAAAGAGUCCUCAUCUGUAUUCCUGAAGAGUUCCUUUAUGGAAAUACUUCAAAAUGUGGCGACAUCUACCUAUCUAGGAAGCAACUCUGUGUAGCAGUUGCUCCAAAAUGAAUAGAUAACAAGAUGGGAAGCAAAGACCGAUUUGAUCCUUAGCUGGGGAGAAAUAAAGAGUACAUGCCUGGAAAUGAAAUGUGAAAAGUGCAGAAGCAUCAACUUAGCACCUGACCUGAUCACCUCAUCUUUGUUUGAACACAACCUUUGGAGGAAUGAUUUUUAAAGAAAUAAACCUGCAUGGAGCUGUCCCACCUCAGACAGAGACUUAAAAGAAUCAAGCAAUUAAAUGUUGUCCCAUCAAGCUAUGCCUUUUUCACCAUUCUAGAAGUCACACCAUAAGCCCAGACAUCCCAGAAAAGUUUGUAUAAACUACAACAUAAUAAUAUCCUUGGUGCAUCCAAGGGGCAGUUUGUUCCUAUUUGAAAAUGAUUUACCAUAAAGGUCAAAUUUGUAGAGUGAUCCAUCAUUAGUUAGAUGGGGAACAAUUUGAUUAAAGUUGAAUAGGUGUCUCUAUUUGUGAUAGCUGGCUAGGUAGACCAGUGAGUUGAAUGAAUACAGAGCGAGAAGUUGAGAGUUCAAUUCCCCACUGUGCCACCCAAGAGAAGAGUCAGCCUGUGUGGUCUUUAGCAAGCUGCAUAGUCCCAGAAGAAGGCAAUGAAUGGUAAAUGACUAGUGUCAUAAAAGUACCAUUUAGGUAGAAGACCCUGAAAAGAGCUGCCGUAAGCUGGACCUGACUUGACAGCACAUGAUUUUUAAUUAUGUGACAUUUAGAAAUCAAAGAACAGAACUUGAAGUUAUUUUGGUUGUCAAAAAUCUCUCAUUCAGUAGUGGAUAAAAUGAGCUAUGAAGAGGCUGAAGAGCAUAUUGAAGGUUUCCUUAUUUUCCUCUGUCAGUAAAAUGUUUCUAGCAGACAUGAGAGGAAGAGCACAGCUGUAAGUUGAAAACUCCUAACCUAUGUCACAACACAAACUUUUCUCACAUCCAGGAUUAUGUAGAUGAACUUGCUCUCUUUGGUGAUGGGACUCCAGGCUUUAACCACGGGAUACCUUUGAAAUUUUAUAUCACACACAUAGAAAUAAUACCUCACUCUUCCCUGUAACAUUAACAUGCCUUCAGCUCUAGUUACAGGCUUCCUCUAGCAUGUGUUUCUGGUUUCGCUAUUUAGCAGCAGCAUAAAAGAAACAAUGACCAAUACCAGCCAUUAGAAAAGUCACACAUACAUUGUGAGGCGAAGUCAGAUUCAACAGUAGGCCAGUGCAAAGCUGCCACCCUGUGGGGAGAUCAGGAAAUUGAUUUUCCAAUGCCUUCCAUUUUUUCUUGGCUUCAGACAAGUACACUAUACCACAGCCUUGCAUCCAAACAACAUUUCAGUAAGGUUAAGAACCUGAGAGUUCUCCAGCACAGAAGGUAACUUCUGCACAAUACUAAUUAUGUGCUAUAUUUCAACUUACGGCAACUCUCCCAGUGUUUUUAGGUACAAAGGCUCAGAGCAGUGGUUUUUCCAUUUAUAAAUAUCCUUUAAUAUAGACACCAGUUCUGUAUUUCCCCAUUUAUCAGCAUGGAAAAACAACUCCACAUGGAAGAAAUUAUGAAAAGAAGUUUAGCUGCUAUAAAAAGAAGAAUGGGCAGUCUACUCUGUAGAUUUUUGCUGUGAUGUAGAUGCAUUAUUCUUAUUGUUCUUUAAUUUAGUUACAUCCUUCUCUUCUAUGUUUGAAGUACUCAGAGAAAUAUCAGCAUCCUUGGCUAAUCAUCUCACCCAUCCUACAGUUAGGGUAGCCAAAAUGUAAAUCAGGACAAAACUCCUGCAUUUUGAACUGUUUAUAAUUAGACUUGCUGAGGUCCUAUUGUCUGCCGUUGUAGGAAUCCUGUCUUCUUUUGUAUCUGGCCAGUUCAUCAGCCAUUCUCUUCCCAUAGUACCUGUAGACACACUUUCCUAUUAUCACAAAUAAGGCAGGCAUGAGAACAUAUUUGUUGAGAUAACAACUCCUCUACCAGCAGAAGAACAUGUUUUUAAAAGAAAAGGUUAUACAUAUACUUUAAAAAGUUAGCAUUAAAGUCAGAAAGAUUACAUACAUCACUACAUUACAUCACUAUUUAGAAAAUAUCAUCUAUCUGAUGGGUCCUGCAAAGUCACAAACAGGAUUAUGGAUUCAAAGUCUUUCUGUUAAGCCCUUCAUGCUUUGCCAGUGGAAUUCCAUCUAGUACCAACACAUAUUUUAUUCUUCAGUUUGCUGGUUGAGCUCCACCAUAUAUUGCAUUGAUUGUUGUUACAUGGAAUUCCAUGCAUAACCCUAUUACCAAAAGAGACAUUGGAACAUUCUAUCAAUGAAAUGUAUUAUGUCACAACAAAUUAAGUGUGCUGUCCCUUUAAGAAUAAUCUGGGUUUACAACCACUACCUUCUUCCCUUGCAUUAGAAGAAAGCUGGUCUGUACUUUUAGAAUCCUGACAGAGGCAACAAUAUAACACUGCUAAGGGAACCUAUUAUCUUCGUAAUACAUGUGGAGUCUGAAUUGGUAGUCAGAAUUCAGCAGAGUGAAGGCAGAAAACAAGAGGAACUCAACCUGUUUGUUUUUCAUAUAGAACAUGGUACAGUAGUUUCAGGUCAUUUGCCUCUCAUGGAGAUGGAAACAUUUCAUGAGUCACAAAUAGGUUGGAGACCUACAUCUUGUAAAGGGCCCUUUUUCUAAAUGUUCCUUUUUAUAGUCAAUAUUUACUCCUACCUGACAGGCAUUCCCUAGAAACAACCAGAACCACCUGCAAGAGUGGUGCCAACCACACACUUGUGUUUUGUCAGAAAACAGUCUCCAUAACUGCAGUGUACUUCCUCAGAUGAGAUUCUCACUGAUUCAGGGAGCAUUAAUUAAGUAUCUAUUUAUCUCUAAACACUUUGUAGACACAGAGUUGUUUCAUUCAUAUUGGUUACCUGUUCUUUAAGCUGCAGUAAAGUUCAAACAUACAGCAGCGCACUGUUAUCCACAGGAUCAGUAUCCACUGAUUCAUUUAUCCAUGAUCUGAAAGUACUAAAAAUAUUAGAAGAAAAAAA